CCAAAUAACUCAAUCCAAACAUAGCGUUAGCCCCCACUCUAUCCGUUGGUUUGCUUUUCGGUGAGUCUUGUAAUCCAGUUACAGAAGAAGAAGAAGAAGAAGAAGAAGAAGUAUGAAUUCAUUGACAUCAUCAUCGUUAAUCUCCGUUCUGCCCCUUGUUCCCGUUGGUCGUUAUCGAUGCGGUUGGUGCGGCUGGUGUAACUCCUUUCUAUUAGUUUCCAAACAAGUUUCGUCUUCUAAUUCUAGAUUCACUACGCUCCCUUCCUCUUCCUUCAAUUUUUUCUCAUGUCCCAAACAAAAAUCGCAUGCUGUUCGAUGCUUGGCUUUGAAUUUAGCUCAACAAGACGAUGAUGGUGAUGAACAAGUAGAAGAAUUUCAAGUGGUGACCGCCCUUACAAGCUAUUAUAACGAUAUAGUUAUUCUGGAUACUCCACACUCCAGAAUGCUGCUCCUCGAUUCCAGCCACAACGUUCACAGCAUUUAUAACAAGGCAAAGAAAUGGACUGGUUCAUAUUGGGAUGAGUGUGCUAGCUUGCCAGCUAUUGUUCCGCAGGGACCCAUUGCAAUUUUUGGUUUGGGUGGCGGAACAGCUGCUCAUUUGAUGCUUGAUUUAUGGCCGUCAUUGGUGCUUGAAGGUUGGGAGAUUGAUGAAAUUUUGAUUGAUAGAGCUAGAGAAUAUCUUGGGCUGUCAGAUCUUGAGAAGCACACAUCCGCUGGUGGCAUUCUUCAUGUUCAUGCUGGUGAUGCGCUUUCUCCAUCGGUUAAUAUUCCUGGAGGGUAUGCUGGAAUUGUGAUUGACUUGUUUUCUGAUGGAAAGGUUUUACCCGAGUUGCAAGAGGUUGCAACUUGGUUGGAAUUGUAUGAGAAACUGAUGCCAAAUGGCCGUCUUAUGGUGAAUUGUGGUGCUGCUAAUGAUGGAGCAUCCAAUACAAUUUCCCCUGAAGUUUCAUCAAUUGAUGGCACCUGGGUACAGAAUUCUACUAUCAAGGCAUUAUGCCAAGCAUUUCCUGGACAUUUAAACUGGAAGAAAAUGCCAAAAGAAGACGGUGACAACUAUCUCGCCCUGACAGGACCUUUGCCAGAUUUGAGUAUGUGGUCUGCUGCUCUCCCAAAUCCAUUGAGCUCGACUGUCAAGCAAUGGCGGCGUUGCUUGCCUUCAUGACUCUUUUCUUUCGACUACUCUCAUUUCAAUGUUGCAACCAUGAACCUACUGGUCCUGCAGUUUGAGAUCAGUAUGCUAAAUCAUCACAGAGCAGGUGAUUGUAAGGACAAAGUUUCAUAUUUAGAGACCUUCUCUCUCCUCUCAACCUCGUUUCUCUCCUCUUCAUCUUCUCUCCCGGUGCCAGCAUGGCUCCUCAUAGUUACAUUGCCGCCGCAUUGGCUCCUCUUUCACCUUUGGCCGUCGCCUCAUGCUGAGAGAGUUGGCAUCGAGGCUUUGUUGUUGCUGAAUCCACACUUGUAGUGGUUCCUGAAUCCACACUCUCUUAUGUGAUUCAAUCAUUACACGUUACAUACAUGCUUUUGUGUAUAUAUAUAAGAACCCUUUAACUGGUUGGGGUUUGCCUUUUCUUUUCGACUUUGUUUUUUUAUUUUGAAUAAUUUAUUAAUUGUGUCUUAUAUGUUGAGUGA
Molecule: messenger RNA, 1629 nt
Organism: Camellia sinensis
Lineage: Eukaryota; Viridiplantae; Streptophyta; Magnoliopsida; Ericales; Theaceae
Source: RefSeq, a predicted model, not a curated record